AUGCUCGAUUCAUCAGUUGACGGUCGUGUCUUCCAGCCGCAGACUCCUCAAAACCGGAGAAUCGCGACGUCUAAAGGCAGAUUAUAUUUAGGCUCUUACCCACUAUAUCCUCAGAAUCAUGCGAUCCCAGAAGAGAGUCUAGCACCCAUACUGCCGACGCAAAAGAGAGCAGCACCGGAUGAUAUCUCCACUGAAACACCCAAGCAUGCUCGCUUUGAGGACCAUUUGCUCCUUAUCAAUGAUAUUUUGACACCGCCGCUAGCGCGUCUCUCAGCAAAGGAGCGCGAUGCCCCUUCAUCUCAAAUGGGUUGGGGUCCUUCCGAGCUCGAAGUCGGUGACACCGAUCCUAAUGCCGCUGUUACGACGAAGCCAGCUCGAAAGAAGGGGAGGAAGGCCAUCGUCCUGAAGUCACUCGCCCAAGAACUGGUAAUUCAGCUCUUCCAAAGUCCCAAGCAGUGGACUCCAGUGAAGGAUGUGAUCUUUCGCUGCUUACCGAGUGGUGACUUGGAUCUUCGCACUCUAGUCAUGCAUCUUGGCAUUAAUGGUCCUGUCAGGUCAUUGAUCCAGCAAAUUUCAAACCAUUUUACAACUAUCAAGAUGGGAUCGUGGACCAUGAUGACCUGA
Laetiporus sulphureus 93-53 is the source of this 624-nucleotide messenger RNA. RefSeq lists its product as uncharacterized. The coding region runs from base 1 to 624 and encodes 207 amino acids. NCBI's taxonomy places the organism in Eukaryota, Fungi, Basidiomycota, Agaricomycetes, Polyporales, Laetiporaceae. The transcript is spliced from 5 exons. The record is from RefSeq and is a predicted model, not a curated record.